Molecule: messenger RNA, 489 nt
Organism: Thlaspi arvense
Lineage: Eukaryota; Viridiplantae; Streptophyta; Magnoliopsida; Brassicales; Brassicaceae
Source: the annotation of a GenBank genome assembly
AUGUCGUCCAUUCGAUUUGGUACUGAUAAAGCCACACUGCUCGCCAAAGUGGUUCAACGAGUCAAGGAACUUAAACAACAAACCCUAGAGAUCUCCGACUCCGACCAAACCCUUUUACCCUCAGAGACCGACGAGAUUAGCGUUCUACACUAUGGGGACUAUUCAAACGACGGUCAUAUAAUCUUCAAAGCAUCUUUAUGUUGUGACGACAGAUCAGAUCUCUUGCCUGACCUCAUGGAGAUACUUAAGUCUCUUCACAUGAAGACUCUUCGAGCUGAGAUGGUAACUCUUGGUGGCCGGACAAGAAGCGUUCUUGUUGUAGCUGCAGACAAAGAGAUGCACGGCGUCGAUUCUGUUCAUUUCUUACAGAACGCUCUCAAGUCGUUGCUCGAGCGAUCAAGCAAGUCGUUGAUGGAACGUAGUUCUGGUGGUGGAGGAGGAGAACGGUCAAAACGGCGUCGUGCGCUGGAUCACAUCAUAAUGGUGUGA